AUGGCUAUACCCGUGGAGGACUGGUAUUAUGAAGUCCCCGUAAUUACUAGAACAUACUUAACCGCUGCGGUUAUGACAAGUUUAGCCGUGCUUUUAUCGAAAUUCGCCAGUCUACACUUUUUGGGUUCACCACUAGCAUUCACAUUAGUAUACAUAUGGUCAAGGCGAAACCCAUUUAUACGCCUAAAUUUCCUAGGACUAUUUGUGUUUAGUGCACCCUUUCUUCCAUGGGUACUGCUCGGAUUCUCGUUAAUGUUGAAUAACGUGUUUCCAGUGGGCGAUCUAAUGGGAAUUGUGGUUGGUCAUGUGUAUUAUUUCUUUGAAGAUGUCUGGCCGCAUGAACGGGCGAGUGGUGGGCGUCGGCUGUUGAAGACUCCACAGUUUAUGCAAAGUUCGAUUAAUUGA
Molecule: messenger RNA, 405 nt
Organism: Ambispora gerdemannii
Lineage: Eukaryota; Fungi; Glomeromycota; Glomeromycetes; Archaeosporales; Ambisporaceae
Source: the annotation of a GenBank genome assembly